Messenger RNA from Periconia digitata, 2553 nucleotides. Lineage: Eukaryota; Fungi; Ascomycota; Dothideomycetes; Pleosporales; Periconiaceae. The record is from the annotation of a GenBank genome assembly.
GUACCGCUUACGACCACCGCAGACAGCUCUCUCACCCGUGACGACACCACACCACCCCUGCCGCAUGUGUAUCCUUCUUCCCAUCCUUUAGGGUCCAGCGUCUGCUGUUUGCUGCCAUUCAUCUCUUCUCUUUCGAGCCCAUUUUCCCUCUCGCGCCUCCACAUUGCACCCCGCUCUCCACCCACCACCGCCAUGCGCCCGCUUCGCCUGUUGCUGUCGUUUGCUGCGACCCUGAUGGCUUUCACCCUGCUACUAUACAUGGCCUUCUCACCUCCCCACCACCCACAGACUAAGCAAACCUCGCCCGAAACCCAGAGAUCCAAAGCCAGCGCAUUCUUCUCCUUUACCUCGCCUGCUUCGCUGUUUCCCCCCUCCGCCAUUAUCAGCUUGACAGACGACAACUCCACCUUCUUCCUCGCCCGCCCCGCCGCUUUUGGGCCCCCUCUUCCUACCCUCGGUCUCAGUGGCGCGCUAUGGAUUGGAAGCGGUUUCGGCGACGAAGCCAUGGGUAGAGGAGAGCUAGGUUGCAGCGACGUGCCCGGGUGGGACGAUGGCAGCGAUAACAUGAGCGCCUUGGGUCUCAAGACUCCACCAAAAGCACUGUCACAAGCUACUUCGGAGAACGACAGAGCCGUUUCCCAUGCCAAACAAUCGUCCAAUACAGAUUCGUCCGACACAAGUUCAACACGGAACGACGACGGUACAGACGAUCAUCUCAAUUCCCCGAGCCCCGCCACCACCCCUUCCAAGGCCAGCAACGGAAACUUCGCUGGCCAUGCCGACAUCGAGUCCCUUCAGCAGAGUGCCGAGAUCAAGGGCAAAGUGGUGCUGCUGAAACGAGGUGGCUGUGGAUUUCUAGAGAAGGCCAGGUGGGCACAAAGACGGGGCGGCGUUGCCCUCAUAGUAGGAGAUGAUGUUCGUGGUGGAGUUUUGGUUCGGAUGUAUGCUCGUGGAGAUACGUCAGACAUCAUCAUUCCUGCACUCUUCACCUCUCACACCACCGCCCAUCUCCUCUCUUCGCUGCUUCCUACCGGAGGAAUGAUACAAGAUCUAUCUCCCGAAGAUGUCGCCAAACUAAAUAUGGUCAAAGGUGGGAAAAGUGGAAAGAGCAAGACUCAACAGGCAUCGGCAAAGCAACAAAGCAAGGCGGCACAGGCCACAAAAUCUGGUAUGGAUAUCCAUGAGCAGGAGGAACAGCGCAGUGCUGCAUCAAGUCAAGGCUGGCUGCGAUGUUUUCUCAUUAAAUUGGGCCUGGAAAACGGACGAGGCGAUCAAGAUCCCGUCGUAUUGGAAUCCCCCACACCAGCUACAGGUGACUUCGUCAUAGGCGAAUACGACUGGCGCGAUGCUGCUCUGCCGGCGUCAUCCACUUCGGUGAAUCCAGUUCCCCGAAAAACAUAUGCGCCUGGAAGACCGACAAACGGCCGUAACAACUUGCCUACGAGCGGCGAGUACCCUCGCGAUGUCACCGCCGAAAGCGAUGGCUGGCUGCGUAGCCUUUUGGGUGGUAAACGACACUCGCGGAAUAAUAGGCCGGAAGAUUCUGAAGACAUGGGCAUUGUACCAGAAAAGCAUCAUGCAGCCGAUCCGACUGGCUCACAUGAAGGGCUCUGGGUCACGCUCACCCCUACCAAUAUGUCGACUAGCCCUUUCUUUGAUACUCUGCUAGUCCUGGUCGUGAGCCCUCUUGUCACCUUGACUAUUGUGUAUGCGCUCCUCCUCCUCCGAUCACGUAUUCGACGACGCCGCUGGAGAGCGCCCAAAUCAAUAGUCGAACGUCUUCCUGUCCGUACCUACCACACCAUUAGCGACAACAGCCCGGCUGCAACCCCCACUGCAUCGUCACCUACUACUCCUCUGCUUCAACAUGUAGCUCCUCCGCAGUCAGCUACGCCUUCGCGUCCUCGUUCCGCACCAGAAUCAGACGCACCCGCGACGUCAUCUUCUUUCCUCCAGCCCCAUAGUACAUCUGAGGAAGAGAGACGAGAGUCAGGCCUGGCAGCAUGGAGGCGUCGUUAUGGAGGCAGACAAAAAGAAUGCGUUGUAUGCUUGGAAGAGUACGAAGACGGCGUCAGUCAAGUUAUGAGUCUGCCAUGCGGCCACGAGUUCCACGCGGACUGCAUAACUCCAUGGCUUGUGACACGUCGACGGACUUGCCCGAUAUGCAAAGGCGAUGUUGUCCGCUCUUUGUCCCAAUCAUACCACGACCGUGCUAUAUCUGCAUUUGAAGCACGCUUCCGGGAUGAGGACGAUGACGAUAUUCAAGCGCAAGCGGCCGAGGCACAUGAUGAUUCCCCUUCUGCUUCGCGCCCAGUACCUAUUUCACCAAGCAGCAACAACGAUGACAUUGAAGCCAACUGGACAGAAGAGCAAGGCGAGCGACAUGGUCGCGAGAUACCGCAGUCUCGCAAUUCAGAUUUGAGCAGCUCGCUCCGAGAAGUCAGUUCUUCCGUCGCGACAACCAUCUGGCGCGGCUUCGAAGCCGCUGUUGGGCGAACAGGCAGCUUACAAAGGCGCCCGAGCAGAGAGGACGCCGUUGAUCGAGAUCGAUGA